GUUGAAAAAGCAGCUGACGCUAUAUUAAAGUAUGUCUCGUCAAAGACAAAAACAAAACAAACUGAUGACAUAGAACGAAAGAAAAAUUUACUACAACAACCACAAAGUUUAAUACCAAAUGUUGAAACAGUAUGGCUACAAGUUGCCACACAUCGAUUUUCACAACUGUCAAAGAAUAUGCCUGUAAGAUUACCAUUGAAACAUCCGUUCUAUGGACCUGAUACAGAAAUUUGCCUGAUCACAAAGGAUCCGCAAGAGGAAUUCAAAAAGUUGUUGGUCGAGAAAGGGAUAAAACGGAUCAAUAAGGUGAUUGGCAUUUCUAAACUACGUACAAAAUACAAGCAAUACGAAGCACGAAGAAUUCUUUGUGACUCCUACGAACUAUUUCUAACCGAUGAACGUGUAAUUCCGCUUCUUCCUAAAUUACUGGGAAAAUGUUUCUUCAAAAAGAAAAAACAACCGAUACCAGUGAAUUUGAAAUCUAACAAUUUAAAAAAUGAAAUUAAUCGAGCGUGUAAUUCAACUUAUUUACAUUUCACCCCCGGGAAUUGUUUUUCAGUAAAAAUCGGCAAAACAACAAUGUCAUCUCAUCAAAUCUAUGAGAAUAUCAUGGAAGUAGUACCACACCUUGUCGAAAAAAUGCCAAGGAAGAAACGAAAUAUUAAAUCGCUUGGAGUAAAGACUGGUGAUUCGGUGCUUCUUCCGAUCUAUAAUUCACCUCUAGCUAACGAAUAA
This is a messenger RNA of Ambispora leptoticha, 735 nucleotides long. The record is from the annotation of a GenBank genome assembly. Lineage: Eukaryota; Fungi; Glomeromycota; Glomeromycetes; Archaeosporales; Ambisporaceae.